Messenger RNA from Mangifera indica (mango), 2095 nucleotides. RefSeq names its product probable WRKY transcription factor 3. The coding region runs from base 196 to 1734 and encodes 512 amino acids. The record is from RefSeq and is a predicted model, not a curated record. Gene Ontology annotation, molecular function: DNA-binding transcription factor activity; sequence-specific DNA binding. Lineage: Eukaryota; Viridiplantae; Streptophyta; Magnoliopsida; Sapindales; Anacardiaceae. Gene Ontology annotation, biological process: regulation of DNA-templated transcription. The transcript has 4 exons.
UUUGCUUUCCACUGAGAGAGUUUUUCAAGAUGAGCAUGAACUUAAUGAAACUAUCUUCGACAACCCACACAGAUAAAAACUAAAAACUAAUCCAAACCCAAAUCUGAUCCCAAACUUCCCUUUAACUUCUUCAAACUACUUUCACAAACAAGGAGUCUUCAAGUCCAACCUUCAAGUUCGGAUUUUUGUCCACAAAUGGCAACUGGGAAAGAAGAAGAAUCGAGGAAGAAGAAGCCUACAAUCACACUUCCACCUCGGCCGUCUAUGGAGAGCUUGUAUGGAGUUACCGGGUUCAGCCCUGGACCCAUGACUUUGGUCUCAAGUUUCUUCUCUGAGGACUUAAAUUACCAAUCUUUCUCUCAACUUCUUGCAGGGGCCAUGGCUUCACCAUUGGCUAGACAAACUCCAACUCCAACACCGAGCCUUCUGGUUGAUAAUGGUAGAAAUGAAGAUGUUAAGCAUGGGGAUGAAAGGGGUAGUUUUAGUUUUAAAGAUAGUAGGCCGAGGAGUUUGGUAGUGGCUACUAAUUCUCCUUUUUUUAGUGUUCCUCCUGGGUUAAGCCCUUCUGGGUUGCUUAAUUCACCUGGGUUCUUUCCACCUCAGAGUCCCUUUGGAAUGUCCCAUCAGCAGGCGUUGGCACAGGUUACGGCUCAAGCUGUACUAGCCCAAUCAAAUAUGCACUUGCAAGCUGAAUAUCAACCUGCACAAGUAUCUGCUUCUGCAGAGUCAUUGGCACAUCAUCCAUUGUUAACUCUAGAUGAAGCUUCACAAAAGCCGAUGCAACCUGCUAACUCAGACCCUCAAAGUUCUGUGAUGGAUACAUCAGAGGUCUCUCAGUCUGAUGGAAAGCACCUGAAUCCUUCUCUUGCUGUGGAUAAACCUGCAGAUGAUGGCUACAACUGGCGUAAAUAUGGGCAGAAGCCGAUUAAGGGCAGUGAAUUCCCUAGAAGCUACUAUAAAUGCACGCACUUGAAUUGCCCGGUUAAAAAGAAAGUAGAGCGUUCUUCUGAGGGUGCAAUAACUCAGAUCAUCUACAAAAAUGAGCACAACCAUGAAAAGCCUCAACUGAAUAGACGUGCAAAAGAUGGCUGUGAUGUAAAUGAAAAGAUAAAUUCUCAGGCUAAGCCUGAAGUUGUUUUGCAAGGUCAAAUAGCACCUUCUCAUUCGGUUCCAGGAAAUAACCAGGAAUCUAGUCAUGCAGCUCCCAUACAGAUUCCAGAGUCAAGUGACAGCGAGGAACUAGGUGAUGCAGAUAAUAGAAAGGAAGGGGAUGAUGAUGAGCCAAAUCCUAAGAGAAGGAACAUUGCUGGCGAGCCAGAGGUAAUGGUGUCACAUAAGACAGUCACAGAACCAAAGAUCAUUGUGCAAACAAGAAGCGAAGUUGAUCUUUUAGAUGAUGGAUACAGGUGGCGCAAGUACGGGCAGAAAGUGGUCAAAGGGAAUCCUUAUCCAAGGAGCUAUUACAAAUGCACCAGUGCAGCCUGCAAUGUCCGUAAACAUGUCGAGAGAGCUCCAACCGACCCCAAAGCUGUCAUAACUACAUAUGAGGGAAAACACAAUCACGAUGUCCCAGCUUCAAGAAAUAGCAGUCAGAAUGCAGCCAACAAUGCACCACAACUAAAACGGCCGAAGGCAGUGACUCAGAAGCAUCCGUUACUCAAAGACGUGGAGUUCGGAAACCAUGACCAAAGACCAGUGCUUCUGCGGUUAAAAGAAGAGCAAAUCAUAGUGUAAAGUUCUCUUUCAAAAUCCGUUCAAGUUGUCACGAGACCAGUUCAGUGGCUGCUUCCAUCAAAAUCACAUGGUGCAACAUGAAGAAGCAUUGCAAGGAAUGAUAUGGAAGAAGCAUUGCACCAAUGUAUGAGUCAUGCUGCCUAGACCAACUUUAAAAUCGAAUCCGUAAGUACUAUUGUUGCAUAGGACCUCUCAAAUUUGAAGGCAGAGAUGUUCUUGGUAAUGUAAUUUGACUUGCCUGGUUUUCUUUAGCCCUUGUUCAUUUCUGCUGGCAUUGGCUGUUGCGAAUAUUGGAGCUAAAAGAAAUAGAACCGUAUGUUUGUUCCUUUUCCAGAAAAAAUAAAAAUAGAAGUUACAGCCA